Molecule: messenger RNA, 642 nt
Organism: Raphanus sativus (radish)
Lineage: Eukaryota; Viridiplantae; Streptophyta; Magnoliopsida; Brassicales; Brassicaceae
Exons: 2
Coding region: 9-395 (128 amino acids)
Source: RefSeq, a predicted model, not a curated record
AAGAGAAAAUGGGGUCGAAAUUCAUCUGGGGGAGGAAAAAUAUGGCGACGGCUUUGUUCAACACCACCACACGCUCCUCUAACCUCUACCUCCACCACCACUCAAUUCUCCCGCGGCUUCACUUUAGCCGUCGAAAUAUCUCCUUACAAGUGACUCCUCGCCGCUUACGCCGCAUCGCCGUCGCUGGUGGCCCUCCACCUCCUCCGAGUCCUGAUCCGCCUCCGCCUGAGAACUCCACUCAGCUCGAAGGUCUUGUGGGAGCAGUGACAAGGGUUCAAGACCGGGUAAAGAUCUUCCUCGCAGUGCUAUUUUGGAUGUCUCUCUUCUUCUGGGUUACAGUGACUGAUGGUAGGGGUAAAGGGGGAAAAGGGAAGAAGGGCUCACGUUUCAAAUAAUCUUCACAAAAGUCUGGUGACUCCUCAUCAUCAAUACUCUACGCUCUGUGCAUAUAUAUAUAUAUAUAUAUAUAUGUAUGUUCGAGAGGUCAUUCUCCCCCAAGUAAGCAGCUUUCUUGUAGGUCAGUUUUUUCAGAUGCUAGUAGGAUACAAAUAUACACAUGAUAUAUGGUGAGAUGAUGCUCUUGUGACAUGUUAUCUUUGUUCUUUGUUAAUGCUAUAGCAUCAAUCUAAUAUAGUUAUCGUC